Neltuma alba is the source of this 849-nucleotide messenger RNA. Its product is annotated as cysteine-rich receptor-like protein kinase 2. Gene Ontology annotation, molecular function: protein kinase activity; ATP binding. Bases 30 to 485 code for a protein of 151 amino acids. The transcript is spliced from 4 exons. The record is from RefSeq and is a predicted model, not a curated record. Gene Ontology annotation, biological process: protein phosphorylation. NCBI's taxonomy places the organism in Eukaryota, Viridiplantae, Streptophyta, Magnoliopsida, Fabales, Fabaceae.
GCAAUCAGAGAAUUCUGGUUUAUGAAUACAUGGAAAAGACCAGUCUUGACAGAUUCUUAUUUGGAAAAAAUAAAGGUUCUCUUGAUUGGAAGCAACGAUAUAAUAUAAUUUUAGGAACAGCAAGAGGUUUGGUUUAUUUACACGAGGAAUUUCAUGUUCGUAUUAUACAUAGAGACAUAAAGACUAACAACAUCCUCUUGGAUAAUGAUUUACAACCUAAAAUUGCUGAUUUUGGCUUAGCAAGACUUUUACCUGAGGACAAGACUCAUCUUAACACAAGAUUUGCAGGAACACUAGGAUAUACAGCCCCUGAAUAUGCAAUUCAUGGACAGCUAUCAGAAAAAGUUGAUGUAUAUAGUUAUGGUGUUAUAAUCCUAGAAAUUGUUAGUGGUAAAAGAAACAAUGAAUUAAUGCCGAUGGUGCUGAUGAAGGCGGAUUCCUCCUUCAAAAAGCUUGGAACUUGUAUAAGAGAGGCAUACAUUUAGAAUUGGUGGAUGAGACCUUAGACCCUAAUGAUUAUGAUGCAGAAGAAGUGAAGAAAAUAAUAGAGAUUGGUUUACUUUGCACACAAGCAUCUGUAGAAAUAAGGCCAAAGAUGUCUGAAGUAGUUGCAUUGCUCCAACAAAAGGAUUUAUCAGAGGAUAUGAGACCCACUAUGCCUAUUUUGAUUGAAAUUGGUUAAAGGUACAUGGAAGACACUUGGAUUUUAACCUCUGGUACCUUCUCUACAUAUGAAGGUGUGGCUUCAAGUUUUGAACUCAAAAAAGACAAAAGAAAACAAAAAACUCACAAGCAUCUGUAGAAAUAAGGCCAAAGAUGUCUCGAAAUGAUUGUCCUUAAUUCAUUCCA